Musa acuminata AAA Group (dessert banana) is the source of this 1376-nucleotide messenger RNA. Its product is annotated as PI-PLC X domain-containing protein At5g67130-like. The record is from RefSeq and is a predicted model, not a curated record. NCBI's taxonomy places the organism in Eukaryota, Viridiplantae, Streptophyta, Magnoliopsida, Zingiberales, Musaceae. The coding region runs from base 79 to 1332 and encodes 417 amino acids. Gene Ontology annotation, biological process: lipid metabolic process. The transcript has 8 exons. Gene Ontology annotation, molecular function: phosphoric diester hydrolase activity.
CACUUUCCUCUCCCGUUCCAAUCUCCACUACUGUUUCAAGCAGCAGCAGCAGCAGCAGCGGUGAGGAGGAGCAGAGUGAUGGAGUCUACCGCUCUGCCUUUUCUUGUUUCAAUCCCUCUCCUCCACCUGCUGCUCCUCUCUUCUGCCGCUGCCGCGUCCUGUCCGCCCCGCUCUUGUCAGCUUCUUGAUUCUUGUUCUACCGCUGAUGACUGCGCUGCGGGGCUCUACUGCGGCAGCUGCCCCGCAUCCGGCAACGUGCAGCCCGCCUGCGUUCGGGCCCUGGCCUACCAGCCCACUGCCUUCGUGAAGGGACUGCCUUUCAACAGGUACACAUGGCUGGUGACCCACAAUUCCUUCUCCAUCGUUGACGAGCCAUCCUACACCGGCGUCCAAAGAGUUACCUUUUACAACCAAGAAGAUACCGUCACGAAUCAAUUGAGAAAUGGUGUGAGGGGAUUGAUGCUGGACAUGUAUGACUUUGAGAACGAUAUCUGGCUCUGCCACUCGUUUCAGGGGCAGUGCUACAACUUCACGGCAUUCGAACCAGCAAUUAACACUCUGAAGGAGGUCGAGGAGUUCUUGACUGAGAAUCCAUUAGAGAUUGUGACAAUUAUCAUCGAGGAUUAUGUGCGUGCUCCCAAAGGGUUGACUAAACUGUUCACAGAUGCAGGCUUGGUCAAAUUCUGGUAUCCAGUCUCAGAGAUGCCCAUGAAUGGGAUGGAUUGGCCGAGUGUGACAGAUAUGGUGGCAAAGAACCAUAGGCUUCUUGUCUUUACCUCUGAUGCUUCAAAGGAAGCCAAUGAGGGUAUUGCGUAUCAAUGGCGGUACAUGGUGGAGAAUGAACCUGGAGAUCCGGGAGUGGUACCAGGUUCUUGCCCAAAUAGGAAGGAAUCACAACCACUGAAUUCAAGAUAUGCAUCCUUAUUUUUACAAAACUACUUCCCUACAAUUCCAGUUCAAAAUGAAGCUUGCAAGGAGCAUUCAGUUGGAUUUGCUGAAAUGGUUGAUGCUUGUUAUAGAGCAGCAGGAAAUAUAAUGCCCAACUUUCUUGCAGUAAAUUUUUACAUGAGAAGCAACGGAGGAGGUGUUUUUGAUAUUCAAGAUAGAAUAAAUGGACUUGCACUAUGUGGGUGUGGUACUAUCACUGCCUGCCAGGCUGGGGCACCAAUGGGAGUUUGCAAGAACACAGGAUCGCCGAAUCGAACUUCCACGAAUAGUGGAGGCACCUACUCUGGGUAUGUACAAUUGUCAGGAUCUGCAUCGAUGUUGCAUUUUUCUGGUCACUUGUUUGUCAAACUGCUUAUUGCUUUGCUAAUCUCCUACUCACUGUAGUUGACUGUCCAGGUCUAAAUAGUGCAUCAUUCUUUUAUUAUCAA